AUGGGAAAGAAAGGUUUCUUCGACGUCCUUCAGGAUGACGAUGAUUCCUCAUCAGAAUCCAGUGCAUCCGGUCAAAGUUUGCCAUCUGCACCCAACAGCAAUGUAGUGGUUCCUUCGUUUGAGGAUUUAUCCCUGUCCCGAGCAGAUGAAGAAACCGUGCUACAGGCAGUUUAUGGAUCAGAUUUCACACGCAAAGAAGGAGCUCAGGGACGUGCCUCUCGCCUCAAUGUACAGGUCAGGCCACCAGGCACCGAGGAAGCUCAUGUGGGCAGUAAACUGAUACUCUCCCUGAAACUUCAGAAACAAUAUCCUUAUGUCAUGCCAACCAUUGAACUCAAAAAAGUAGUUGGUUUGACCGACCAAGAGCAAAAAGAACUCAUGAAGCUGCUCACAGAACGUGCCACACAGCUUGCAAGGUCCGGCUCUAUCAUGAUGGUCGAAUUGGUCCAAGUGGCAGAAGAGUUUCUACUAGAACGCAAUCGAGAUCCAACCAUGUCAGCCUGGGAACAAAUGAAAGCCCGAGAAGAACGAGAGAAGGAGAAUGAACGACAAUUGCAGUUGGAACAGCAGGCGGAAAUCAACCGACUGAUGGAGCGACCUUCCAAUUCCGAACGAAAGGAACGGUCAGAUCAUAGUGGUGGAACCAAGUCUCCCGUCUCGGCACGGAUGGUUUUGGAAUCGGGCGCAGAAUGUCCAUCUUCAGACAUCAAACGGGAGCUCAAUCGACAAAUGGAAGCUUUGGAGGAUGCUAGACGACUCAAACUAGGCGGUGGGACCAACAAGGAGGAGGGAGUGUUAGAUGCCGACAAUCCGUUUGCAGAUUUGGAUGACGACAACAAUGAUGACUACUCGGAUGAUCAAUUCGACAAUGAUGAUGAACUGGACUAUGCUCAAAACUGGGGAGGGACAAGUAGCCGUUAUAAAGCAGAUUUCAUCGAGUUGGGUGUCUUGGGGAGAGGUGGUGGAGGCGAAGUUGUCAAGGUUCGCAAUCGGUUGGAUCGCAGAACUUACGCCGUCAAGAAGAUCAUCUUAGAGUCAGAAAAAGGCCAGUUCGCUCAGACAGGAGCUGUUCAAAACCGAAAGCUGAGAAGAGAAGUGACGACAAUCUCCAGAAUGACACACAAGAACAUUGUACGGUAUUACCAGGCCUGGGUGGAGGGCGAGAUUGAAAGUAUAGAGGAAACGAGCAUGGUGAGAGAACUUAGCACGGACCUGGACACAAAAGACGACACACCGGAUGGUUUGGAUGACGAGGAUGGAGAACUAUCGGGUUCUGGUCACGAGUAUGUGCCUGGGCUCUGGGCAAAACCGUCAAUGGGCAAAUUCUUCUCGGAUGAUGGGGAGAGAAUGAGCAGCAGCGAGAGCUCUGGCGAAAGUGACUCAGAUGGCGACAGUGGAUCAGAGGGUGAUGGCGACGAAGAUGAUGAUGAUUUCAUCGACUGGGACAGCAGUGACAAUGGAAAGUCAGCCGCCAACAACCAACUGCAUUCGCAGUCAAUUGAGACCCUCCUUGAGAUGGAAAAUGAUCAUGGGUUGCAGCAAAGCCCACUGCUUGCAGGAUUUGGAUUUCAGGCGAAGCCACACAGCACAUUGCCGACCUCUGGAGAAAAGAAAAGGUCUAAUUCAAUAUCUUCGGACUAUGAUGACUGGGACGAAUCGUCGUCUGUAAAGGUCAGUUCUGCCCAAAACCAGCGAAUCCUUUACAUACAGAUGGAAUAUUGUUCAAGCACAUUACGAAAGUUGAUCGACGAUCAAUCUAUGGCAAAAAUGGAUGAGAACGAUGUCUGGAGACUGGUCCGUCAAAUCAUAGAAGCGUUGGUGUACAUUCACAGCAGAAAAAUCAUCCAUAGAGACUUGAAACCAGGAAACAUCUUCCUGGACUCAGAGGGAAACGUUAGGUUAGGAGACUUUGGUUUGGCAACGAGGCACCGUGCAAAUGAUGAAGGGGAGAAGAGUGACAGUCAAGCGGAAACCCAAGGUGUUUAUGACUAUAUCGAAGAUAUUAGCCGACUUUUGGGUGGUUCCGCCCAUGCUUCCCUUUCUCAUCAAUCGUCAAUCCAAGAAUCAAUGACUGGUGGCGUUGGGACCACCUUCUACAGGGCACCAGAACAGGAGGGCGGCGCUGCAAGAGUGAAAGGUGGCAAACACGACAGCUCCUACGGCAGCAAAGCUGACAUGUUUAGUAUGGGGAUAGUGCUUUUUGAAAUGUUUCAUCCGCCUUUUGAAACGUACAUGGAGCGAGCAGAGAUACUAACCAAACUAAGGGGUGAUCAUGUGGCUGCGUCCAAAACAACCCAAGAUGGAGGCGAUGCAGACCUGCAGAAAAGAGUAAGGUUUGAAGAUCGUUUCCCUCCCGCUUUUGCAAAAUCCGCCCCGGAGAAUGUCAAGAGAAUACUCCUUUGGUGCCUAGAGAGAGAUCCGGCUAAACGCCCAUCGGCAGAGGAGCUGCUUUCGAGCGACUUGAUUCCCCGUAAGAUUGAAGUUGAGCAACGGUACUUGGAGGAGGCUCUCGAGCUUUUUACGAACCCGCAAUCGGACUGCUUCAUGCAAAUAGUCAAUGCGGUCUUCAACCGGGCAACUCCAGACGUAAUCGAGAUGACCUACGACACGGACGCCGCUGUGAAAGCCAACAACAUGGGACUGGCAAAAGGCAAGAGUCGUAUGCCUACACCCUCUCAAGCUCUUUGGAAGGCUGUUGAGGAAAUAAGGGCAGGCGCAAUAGACAGCAGCAGCGUCAACUCCUUGGCAAUGAAUGCAUCAUCUCAAGUAGCAGCAGCCAACGCGCUGCAGCGAGCUAGGCUCACGGGGAAGCUUGGCAAAGGGGGGAAAGGGAUGUUGAAAAGGUCAGCGCAACGGACAGCCGGAAUCAUCGCCAUGAGAGCAGCGGCUGCUGCAUCGACAGGAGCGCUGGAUGGAUUCCACGGAGCGGAUCCCACAAUCGUGGAAGAAGUUUGUAGCAGGCUGUGUGGAAUAUUCCAGUCGCACGGCGCCGUCCACAUGAAGAGCCCCCUGUUGAGGCCGAGGCCCGCCACUGUUCAUUCAUUGGCAGUCGGCGGUCCUGCUGAGGUAAUUGACACCAGAGGCAACGUUCUGCUGCUCCCAGAAGACCUAACUGCGCAGUUCGCUCGGAUAGUUGGUCGCGGGGGUUCAGCGGUUGCAAAUGUAAAACGAUGGGACAUUGACAGAGUCUACCACAAGGCAGUGGCGGGAGGUCACCCAAGAGAAUCACUCGAAGCAUCUUUCGAUAUCGUGAUGGAAGACCCACAGAUGAGAGGGCGGCAAGUCGAGGCUGAAUCUAUUUUUGUGGCCUGCCAAGUCAUGGGCUGCUUCCCGCAGCCAGAAGUUUGUAAGCAUCUCCCCUUCGAGGCGACUGCUCCCAUGUGGUAUAUGCGACUUACGCACACCCGGUUGACAGACGCCAUCCUUGAAGUAUGCGGGGUGCCACAGAAAGAGUUGUUGCGACGGGUCUGCCUCUCGAUUCUCACCCAGUCAUGCGCACCGGGACCUUCGACGCUAAUCAAAGCCCUCAAGAGAAGAAAGAAGCGCAACAAGAAUCAGAAAAAGUCGAAUGCCAGCGAGCGCCUAGAGCGACAACUAGAAAAUGCGACCACCAACCACGGACUUCCUACUGCCGCUGCUAACAAACUCCGUGCGUUCAUUACGAAAGGCUGUAUGCCACUCCCAUGCAAUGUUGAAGAAGCUUUGGACAAGCUCCAGGCUGCCGUUUCCUAUCUCUUAUCAACCGACAAGGAGGCGAAACUGGACCCAAGGCGGAUGAAACGCUUUGAGGACAUUGGGAGAACUUUGAAAGGUCUGAAACAACUUGUUGCAACUCUCGGUGCUUUGGGCAUUUCCCCUCUGUUUGGAACAGGGAAGCAAGGGACGCCAGCAACUCGAUUGAACAGGCCACUGUACAUAUCCAUUGACCUGGGACUUAGGCAAAAGAGAAAGCAUUUCCAUGGGCAAGUUGUGUUCCAGUGCAUUGCUUUGCCCGACGAUUACCUUGAAGAAGAAAAAGAUGAACACAACGAGUUUGUAAUCUCGUCUGCAGGUCGUGGGAUAAAGGUCGCUGAAGGAGGCCGUUACGAUGAUUUGGUCAGAAAAAGCCGCCCACCAGGCAACUUUGGAUCUGCCAUCUUCAAUCACUACACAACCGCGCCAAUUCCGAUGUGUGCCGGGGUUAGUUUCUCUGUGGGCAAGUUGGUGGAACUCGCGUACAUGGAUGCAACCGUACCCGAACAAGGCGAAAAAGACAUCAUUACCGAGAUGCCGCAAAAGCUCUCUAUGGACAAGCCAGGAGUGGACUUUUUGCGACGAUUACUGGGACAUCCGCUCAAGUUUUCGCGCUCUGUGAAAUGCGUGGUCGCUAGCCCCCACGGAAUGGAUUCAUCGAGUACAUCUGAGCGUCUUCUCGUGGCAGCACGGCUCUGGGCAGAGGGUAUUUCUGCAGAAUACAUGCCGCAGAGCGGAGUGAUGUUGAGCUUGAUCAAGCGACUUAGAGGGGACGACAGCAGCACCAACGAAGUGGGCAGUGAUUGGUCGCUUGCCGAACUGCUGGGUGCUUGUGCUCUUUUGAAUAUUCCGUUUGUGGUGAUUGUGCAAGAGCAUCUGCUGAAAGAUAAGGGAUCGGUGCGUUUGCGAAAGGUCUUGUCGUAUGAUCUUGAUACUGGUUGGCGCUCGGGCAGUGCGGGGAGCAACGAGCUCUUCGUUCCACUCGACCUCUUGGCCAGCACAAUUCGAGAAAUGUCUGCCGAGAGCAUCAAGUUGAGCAAGGGAGAACCAAUAUCCGAGGAACCACGACAAGAAAGUGGCGGGGGUUCUAUGCGUGAUUUGGGUUCCCAACGUGGCACGGCUCAUGUCGAAUGUAUCUUUGUGGAUCAAGACCAGUUCUAUUCGGAUGGUGUAAACGUCGACACGCCGCACUACAAGACCGUUCUGAAAGCAAUGAAGAAUUUGGCGCAACGAUCGGAAGCGUAUCUCUCGACUCAGAUGAAUGCGGUUGGCUCGACUCCCGUGUUUGGCGUUUCGGACCUACCAUUUUGGGUACUGAGAGAUUUCGGCACCUGUUUAAUGCGACGAGAAGUCAAGGAGAAGAGUGCGGUUGGUGCCAGCGUGGAAGUGACGGAACGUUUUCCUCGAGGCAAACGGGCUCUGAAGGGUCUUGCGAUGGCGAUUGAUAAUUUCAUGAAGAAGCGCGGAUAUUGGGAUCAGAACGGUACAAAAACCGGUAGUGGAGAGACGCAUGGAUCCUCGCAGCUCUUGACGCUUUUGCUGUACAGCAAGCUCGAUGACCGGUUCGACAUGAUAUCUUUGGAAGGAUCCAACAAACGAGAUAGUACGCCCACCAGACGACGCUGA
Seminavis robusta is the source of this 5358-nucleotide messenger RNA. The record is from the annotation of a GenBank genome assembly. Lineage: Eukaryota; Bacillariophyta; Bacillariophyceae; Naviculales; Naviculaceae.